AUGGCGAUGAGAGGCGACGAUGUCGCCUGGGAAGAGAGUGACCGCGUUGAGCGCGUCUGGCGCCACUCUCUUUUCGAAGAAGCAACCAUGAGGGCAAUCGGCCAGUUUAUUGCCAAGCACCGACAAGGAGUGCCCACUGAGCUAUGUGAACCAAGGGCUGGCGGCUUCAACGCGCUGUUCAGGAUGAAAUUUCUAGACGGCGGUUCAGCCGUGAUACGCUUUACCAAGCCAGGCUCUACAAUGUUUCCAAAGGAGAAGAUAAAAAACGAGGUCGCAACCAUGAGAUUUAUCCAAUAUCACGCCACGAUACCGGUUCCCUUUGUCCACCACUGGGGUACCCAGGACGAGAGCCCUCUUAAUAUAGGCCCGUUUAUUAUUAUGGAGUAUGUCAAUCAUGAAAUGGACAUGGUUGACGCGCUGAAUACUCCUAGUCUUUCAUGCGAUGACCGGCCUAUUUUGAACCCAAAUGUUGACGAGGCUACGCUUAAGAUGCUAUAUAACCAGGUUGCAAAAAUACUGCUUCAGCUCUCUGCAUUAGAGUUCCCUCUCAUAGGCGCUCUUGGAGAGACUGAAAAAUGGUCAUGGGAGGUUACGCGCCGCCCCUUAUCGUUACCCAUGAAUGAGUUGGUUAGGGUUGGGACUUUACCGCGGGAUAAAUUGCCCGACACCACCUUUAGCAGCACAUCUGAAUAUCUCCAAAGCCUAGCAACCCUUCACGUCCAUCAUCUCGCCCACCAGCGGAACGACGCGGUCGACUCCGUCGCCGACUGCCAGCGCAAGUAUGUGGCUAGACAUCUAUUCCAGAAGCUUGCCAACGAAAGGCGGCUUCUAUCUAGUGAAUACGAUGAAGGACCCUUUAAACUCUGGUGUGACGACCUGCGGCCAUCUAAUAUCUUACUCGACGCCAAUUUAAACAUCGUUGGCGUUAUUGAUUGGGAAUUCAGUUAUGCCGCGCCAAAUGAAUUUACAUUUGCUCCUCCGUGGUGGCUGCUCCUUGAGCAACCCGAGUACUGGAAGGAAGGCCUUGAUGAUUGGAUCGAAAAGUACGAACACCGCUUAAAGGUAUUUCUCAAGGCCAUGGUAGAUUGCGAAGACGCCGCUAUAGCCUCUGGAAAGUUACAAGAGCAUCAGCGACUAUCCUGUAAGAUGCGUGAGAGCUGGGCCACCGGCGACUUUUGGACCGUCUACGCCGCGCGGAAAAACUUUGCAUUUGACUGCGUCUAUUGGAAAAAGCUUGACCCACGGUUCUUUGGGCCAGACGAACGGGAUACUACGCCUCCUGAGGAUACUUGGAUGAACCGAUUCGGGCUGCUUGAUGAACAGACCCGGGUGGCUAUGGGAUCUUUUGUGGACAAGAAAAUGGCCGAGACAGAGACGAGGGAAUUGGCUUGGGAUCCAGAUGAGUACACUUUGAAAAAGCAGGCAGCUGUCACUGGUUAG
Molecule: messenger RNA, 1440 nt
Organism: Metarhizium acridum CQMa 102
Lineage: Eukaryota; Fungi; Ascomycota; Sordariomycetes; Hypocreales; Clavicipitaceae
Source: RefSeq, a predicted model, not a curated record